AUGGGUAGAACGGAACCACUGAUCGUGAGCUACCAAGACAAAUGGUACGACCUGACAGACUUUGCGCACAAACACCCCGGGGGGAAAAGUUCUCUCGCCGGUCUGCAUGACAAGGACAUGGCGGAGCGGUUCGAGCGUGCCCCGGGACAUUCGCAGGCCGCCAAGUAUCUGAUGAAGGAGUACCAACUGAACCGAUCGUCCCACAGCCCAAAAAACAAACCGAACGGUUACUCUCUAAAUGGUGCCAAAGCAACGGUGAACGGGACCGUUACGAAUGGGUACAAAAAUGGUGUCAAACCGACGACCAACGGAUUACAUGCGAAUGGCGAUGUAACGCACCUUACGGACGACAGUAUGGAGUACCUGGUGGACUGGACGAAACCGAUGCUAUUCCAAAUACACAAAAUCGGUGACAAAUAUGCCGAAUGGGUGAACAAACCCGUCGAUCGCGAGUUACGCUUGGUCGGUCCGGGCUGGGUGGAAAACAUGACCAAAACGCCCUGGUGGAUCGUACCCGGCUUCUGGAUACCUGCCAUCUUUUACAUUAUCGUCCAGUACGGGGCGAAAGAUUUGGCCACCGCGCGGGGUUGGCACGAUCCGAACCAAUCGUUCGUUACGGUUGAUCUGUACCUGCAUCUAGUCAUCGGUGCGAUCGCCUGGACACUGCUCGAGUAUUCGCUGCACCGUUGGGUGUUCCAUCUCGAUCCAAAGGGCAAUCGAUUCCUGCAGACGUUCCACUUUCUGAUACAUGGCCAACACCAUAAGGUUCCGUUCGAUCCGUACCGGUUAGUGUUUCCGGUACCGCCCGCCAUACUGCUGACGACCAUCUUCUAUCAACCCAUAUACUAUGCGUUCCCAUAUCCUAGGCUUACGCUAGCGGGUGGUUUAAUAGGCUAUCUCAUAUACGAUAUGAUACAUUACUAUCUUCACUAUGGUAGCCCCUCCGGUGGCCAUCUGUAUCACAUGAAGCGGUAUCAUUAUUCCCAUCACUUCGUCCACCACGAUCAAGGCUAUGGUAUUAGCAGCGACAUCUGGGACAAACUAUUCGGGACGCGCAUUAUACUACGAAAGCUUAAGUAUCUUUUAAAGUGGUAA
Molecule: messenger RNA, 1095 nt
Organism: Anopheles marshallii
Lineage: Eukaryota; Metazoa; Arthropoda; Insecta; Diptera; Culicidae
Gene: Fa2h
Exons: 4
Coding region: 1-1095 (364 amino acids)
Biological process (GO): fatty acid metabolic process; lipid biosynthetic process
Cellular component (GO): membrane; endoplasmic reticulum
Molecular function (GO): fatty acid 2-hydroxylase activity; iron ion binding
Source: RefSeq, a predicted model, not a curated record